AUGGAUUUCAAUGAACUCGUGGCCAGUUGGGCGGAGCUAGAAGCUGCAAUCCGAGAAAUACAGGGAAAAGUUACAGAUCUUUGGCGCAUCAAUCAGCAACAGGAGGAGAAGAUCAGAGACUUGGAGGAGCAAAACGAAGAUCGAAAUGUCAAGUUCGAGGCCACAAAGACAAGACUCACAAGGACUGAAAUGACAAUCCGAGCUCUAGAGGCGAAGAUUAAGCUCCAAAAAGCCCAGAAUGAAGACUUGAAACAGGAGUCUCAACAGCAACAGGAUGAGAUCAAGGUGUUGAAGUCUCAGAACAAAUGCGAUAAGCGAGAAUAUGCCAGCAGAGACUCAGAGCUGGAAAGUGAGAAUUCGCUCCAAACCGCCAAAAUCUCCGAGUUAGAGAUGGCGAAGUCAUGCGAAGCCUCGGGCGUCAAAGCUAACUUUUCCUUCCUCCAGUCCAAACUUAUGCGCGCAGAAACAGAGUACAAAGAUAAGAUCAAAGAGCUGAAUAGCAAGAGUCUGAAGCAGAAAGUGAAGUUGAGCAACUGUAUCAAGGAGUUACAGAGAAUGAAUGAAGAUCAAGAAGCUGAGAUUGAAGCUCUAAAGGAUCUUCUAAAGGACAAGGAGGAUCUCAUUUCCAAGCUGCUGGGCGCCUCGCAAACAAAGGAUUCAUCGUGGGAAACUCAAUCACAGCGACUUGCCCUGUUAGAAACCCAGGUCGAAACUCUAGAGGCUGACCACCGAUGCCGAGAGUCUAGAAGCCAAGAACUCGAGAUGAAAUACAGCGCUGAGAUAUUCCGGCGUGAGAAGUUACAAAAGCAACUCAAGUUGAACCAAUAUGAUGUUGACCAAGUACACGAGAUUGCUCAGAGUCUGGAGUUCCACUUCAACAGCACCUAUGUCAGAUUCUCUGGGGAUAAUGAGCUACAUACAAAGUCGAAAUUGGAGGGGGCGUAUAAAGAAGCGCAAAGGCUGCAGGAUAAGCGGAGGGGUUUGGCUCUAGCGCGACGAAUGCGUAUUCGAGAGGAAGAGGAUCGAGACGGGCAUGCUUACUCAAACGGAGAUUGA
Molecule: messenger RNA, 1056 nt
Organism: Fusarium odoratissimum NRRL 54006
Lineage: Eukaryota; Fungi; Ascomycota; Sordariomycetes; Hypocreales; Nectriaceae
Exons: 1
Coding region: 1-1056 (351 amino acids)
Source: RefSeq, a predicted model, not a curated record